AUGGAGCCAUAUCAUGCCCCGCUGUAUCAUGAGCCAGCCGAUUACACGUUCCUCGCUGUUGUGGCGUUGAUUGCCCUCCUGCUCCUCCUUUUGUUCACAACGACUGUGGGCUCCGUACUCGCAUACAAGUUGUUCAAGAGGCGCGAUGCCGAUGUCCAAGACCUCUUCAAGACAGCCCUUGCAGACUCAGGUCACCCUCUCCACCAAAGCCUGCAUGCGUUCUUCCAAGAAAGCGCUGAGUCACACGUCCAGAAAGUAGCGGGCCCUGUCAUCAGCGCACAAGUUGACAAGAACGUUGGAGCACGCCUUGACAAAGCGAAUGAGGCCAUCGAGACGGUUUACCAGACUGAGGCAGCCGUCAAACUCUUGGAGGCAGAAUACCUCAACAUGCGCAAAGACCUUAGCGGAGACCUUCAUCCGGAGGUUCGUGAGAAGAUCGGGACAGAAAUCGAGGCAGCGCUCCACGAGGCCUUUGAAAAUACUGCCCCACAGUAUCUUCCCCAGCUGCAAAGCACCAAGGCCAGUCGCGACCGUAAGGCGCGCUCCGCUAUUCACCACCUCACCAAAAGGCUUGCCAACUUUGAGCGCUCUACUCGUCGUGCUGCCCAGAGAGCUCACUCGAAAGCUAGUGUGACAGCUCCAGAUAUCAAGAUCAUUCGUGAUCAGCUCGAGAUGCUGCAUCAAGAACAUCAGAAACAGGAGAGGAAGGUAGACAGAGUUGUAGACGCGGCCACGCGAGUUGAAGCCGAUUUCAAGGCCCAGAUUCAGGAUCUGAGAUCGUCCGCCCAAGAGCAGAAGACAGACAUUACCGCUGUCCGAGAGGCGAUCAAGAAGUCUGACAAAUCGAGCAUCUUGUCGAAGACGCUCACUGAUCUGCGAGCUCAAGUGGCUGGCCAUGCUGUCUCGAUCAAGCUACUCGAGUCUCUUCCAAAAGCGAUUGCUGAGACGAAGAGCAGUUUGGCCAAGGACUCUUUUCUUCUUCACCAGGUCAACAAGAAGAUAGUUGGAAUGAGCGUGCAGCUUGAAACACUCUCCAAUGUCAUGACGAUGGUCGAAGGCCAUGCCGCUUCCCUCGAGCAGCUCAACCCUCUUCUGGCCACGGUCGCCGAACAGGCCGACGUACUUGGUGGGCAGAAGAAGGACAUCGUCCUUCUUCAAGAAGCUUCCAAGAAAGUCGAGGGACUGCCAACCCUGGUAACGGGUCUCACGACCUGCAUGUCGACCACGGAGCAGAACCUGACCAAGGUUUCGUCUGAGCUUCACGAGAAGGUGGCAGGUCUUGAGCAGACUGUGAACAACCCUGCCUCGAAUACAUGGGCCUGGCAGCCACAGACCGCUCCGGCGGCACUAGCUGACCCUCUCGAUGUAGCGCCGUGGCAGCUACAAGGCGCCUCACCAGCACCAUUCUACGAUCUCCAAGGGGUCGAGAACCUCCAGCCUUACAUGUCGGAGAACCAGACAAGUUCUGGAUUCCUCCCCAGUUUGCAGACAGCACUGGCGGGCAAUGCGGACGCAUCAUUAUGGCACUCACAACCCGCUCUACCACCAUUCCUUUACCCCCAAGAGCCUGAGAACCUCCAGCAGCUCACUCUGGAGGACAUGGCUGGUAUCGAGUAUAUCGAUAACAUGCAGAUGGUGCCAGAGAAUACCUCGCAUGCGUUAACAUGGCACCCACUGCCUGCUCAGCCAACAUCGAUCCCUGAUCUGAUGGUGACUGAUUUCGACCAAGAGGACAUAUUCGACCAGUUUACCAAUGGCAACGCAUUUCCCGAUGAGGUGCAGCAGGAUUCCUCAAUGCCACCCCCUGCUUCAAGUGCUGGCCCGCCUGAUGCCACUUCAACUAGCACUUCACAAGCACCACCAUGGGAUCCACAGCCUACCCAACCAACACUGGCCCUCGAUCCAACGCUGGACGACUUCGAUCAGCAAUUCAUGUUCGAUCAGCUGGUUACCGCCAACGCCCAACUCGACCAAGAGCAUCAGGCUGCAUUGAUGCCACCACCGGCUCCCCCCUGCGGCUCAUCAAGCACUGCCUUGGUACUUCACACUGGGGCAGACCAGAUGGACACGUCCGGAUUCCAAGAGGAGUGCCUGGACCCGCGGCUCCUCGAGCCCCACAACGCCAUCAGUGAAGCAGUAACUGAGGCCACAAUUCCCGAGGCCAGUGAAGACCUCCAGGGUACCUCGCUGUCACAAGAAGUGCCCGUCGACGUAGCCUCGUCGUCUACACCCCAGCAGGCCGAGCCAUCUCUCCCUGCCCCCGAAGUUCACACCAAAAACGGCUCGGUGACAGCCACACAGCAUAAACGCACAUCCUCCGACGUCUACCCACCAGAGUCCCCAGCCCCCCGCCCCGCUCGCCUGCACAACCGGCCCAUCAAGCCCCUCCGCCGACGCCGUCAAGCCCCUGUGAAGGGCCCCCUCCCGCCCCCGCAGAACACCCCGACGACCUCCGCGUCUACACAAGAGGAGUCAGGCAAGAGUCUUGCUGCUGACGUUGCUACGUCCGCGCCCUCGGUAGAAGACGCUUCGACGGCAGAUGCGGGGGCUGAAGUCUCCAAACCUGCUGUUGAGCAGUCGAGUGCGGAGAUGAGCUUGGAGGAAGAGCUGCUCCGUUUGGCGUGUCCCGAGGCUGAGGAGGGUGGGUAG
This is a messenger RNA of Dothidotthia symphoricarpi CBS 119687, 2649 nucleotides long. RefSeq lists its product as uncharacterized. The transcript is spliced from 2 exons. Lineage: Eukaryota; Fungi; Ascomycota; Dothideomycetes; Pleosporales; Dothidotthiaceae. The coding region runs from base 1 to 2649 and encodes 882 amino acids. The record is from RefSeq and is a predicted model, not a curated record.